Messenger RNA from Oncorhynchus keta (chum salmon), 5550 nucleotides. Its product is annotated as rho GTPase-activating protein 12-like. The record is from RefSeq and is a predicted model, not a curated record. NCBI's taxonomy places the organism in Eukaryota, Metazoa, Chordata, Actinopteri, Salmoniformes, Salmonidae. Gene Ontology annotation, molecular function: protein binding. Gene Ontology annotation, cellular component: cytoplasm. Gene Ontology annotation, biological process: regulation of GTPase activity; signal transduction. Bases 331 to 3054 code for a protein of 907 amino acids. The transcript has 20 exons.
UAGGAGGCUGACGAAACUGGCAGAUAGGCAAAAGCGGGAGCGAGCGCAGACGGGAACGUCAGGGAAAAGUGGAACAAGGCGGGGAAAGUGUGUAGUUAGUGCGGAUACCUUGCUAGAAGUGUCGUAACUGAUGACGGUGUAGUGUCCACAGGGAAGUCGAGGCGAAAAGAUAAGACGAAAAGUUUAUGGAAUUAUACCCUCUCCACAAUUGCUUACUUUGACACAACAAGGAUUAUUACAGCCUGAAGACAAGUAGUACGGUGGGCCAUGCAGAGCCAGCCUGUGUCCCUGCAGAGGUGAGCUCCAGCACCAGCCAACGUUUUCACCGUGAUGGCAGCAGAGCGGGAUGGGCGGGGGUGUGAGCUGCCCAUCGCCCCGGGCCAGGUGUACAUCGAGGUGGAGUAUGACUACAAUUACAAGUCCAAGGAGCGUCAGGUUUCCAUCCACCAGGGAGAGUGUUACAUGUUGGUGAAAAAGACCAACGGGGACUGGUGGCAGGUCAAGAAGGAGGAGGGGGCCAAGGCGUUCUAUGUCCCAGCGCAGUACGUCAGGGAGGUCCGCAAGGCCCUCAUGCCGCCUCCCAAGCCCCUGCACCUGGGGCAUCACCGUGGGGGGAGCGGGGGAAACACUGUGCGGGUCAAACCCAUCGUCCUGGAGAUGGACAGAUCUAACGAGAGCCUGAAUGUGACCAGUUUCAGUCGGCCCUCUCCCUCCUCACCUUCUCCCUCCUCCUCGUCGGGGGCAGCCCUCACCCCUCCGAGGCAGCGCAGGGACAGGGACAGGGAUGCCAACCAGAACCCUGGUAGAGACCCUGGUAGCCCCACUGACUACGACAGGGCCUUGGUAGAUGUCCUCCAAAACACUCACGCUCCUGGACGGGGAUGUAACACGCUGCCCCGUGCCCGUGCAACCUCCCCUGAGCUCCGCAGGGCGCCCCUGGAUGUGGACAUGCCUCCGGGGCACUGUGACUCGGAGGGGUCGGAGAGACGCAACGACUCAGAGUCUGGAGAUGAGCUGAGCAGCGGUUCUAGUGAACACUUGCAGACUGUCUCUCUGCCGGGUCAGGGUGGUCGUCCUGAGUCUCCUGUCUACACUAACCUGCAGGAGCUGAAGAUCUCUGGGACCAGCCUGCCCCCCGACCCCUCCAACUUCCCACAGCAUGUCCUGGGUGACUGGGAGGCCCACAAGGACCAGAGCGGCAGACAGUUCUACUUCAACCGUUCCACCCAGGAGAGGACAUGGAAACCUCCCCGAGCCAGAGACGCCAGUAGUGGCAGCAGCCGGGGGGAAUCCCACAGCAAUAGCACUGGGGAGACGGAGACGACUCCGCCGCUCUCUCUCUCCCCGUCCUUCCUUCCUCUCCUCUCGCUGUCCAUUGGUCCGUUCCAGCCUCUGUUGUUGGAGGACAACUGCCACAGCACGUAUUCUAGCCAAUCAGACAGCCAGUACGGCUACCCGCCCCGGGGUUGGUCAGAAGAGCUGGAUGAGCAUGGACACACUCUGUAUGUCAGUGAUUAUACUAAUGAGAAGUGGAUAAAGCACGUGGAUGAACAGGGCAGACCAUACUACUACAGUGCUGAUGGCUCCAGGUCAGAGUGGGAGCUGCCCAAGUACCAACACUCCCCCCCUCUACCUGGUGGAGGAGACCGGACCCCUAAGAGCCACAGUCUGGAUAGGAAACAUGUGGAGCCCAUCGUCCUGACCAAGUGGGCAAACAGCAGCAACGUGCUGGACGCCAACGACAAGCGGCUCAUCAAAAACAUCAGGCGUUUCCGUACAGGCUCUGGUCGCCCCCACCCCUACAGACAGACACAAGACGGUGCGUUGGGCCCCAUGGUCCCUGGCUCUCCAGACUCUGCCUCCUCAGGCCCCUCGUCCCCCAAGCCCCCUACCUCCCCUUCGGAGAAGUGUGGUAUUCUCAACGUGACCAAGAUCACUGAGCAUGGAAAGAAAGUACGGAAGAACUGGACGUCCUCCUGGACGGUUCUCCAGGGCUCCUCGCUGAUAUUCGCUAAAGGCCAGGGGGGCGGGACCAGCUGGUUUGGAGGGAACCAGUCUAAACCAGAGUUCACUGUUGACCUGAGAGGAGGAUCUAUAGAAUGGGCUUCCAAGGACAAGUCCAGCAAGAAGCAUGUCAUUGAGGUGAAAACCCAUCAGAGUACAGAGCUGCUGAUCCAGUCAGAGAACGACGGCGUCAUCAAUGACUGGUACAGGGCACUGAUGGACACCAUCAGCACACAUGCCUGGGAGUCAGAUGAGGCCAUAGAGGAGGACAUGCCAGAGUCUCCUGGAGCAGAGAAACAAGACAAGGAGAAAGAGCACAGAGACUCCAAGAAGAGCCGAGCCAUGAAGAGUUCCACCAGUAUGGACGCGUCGGACAACAAGAAGACCAGAAUCAAGCUGAAGAAGUUUCUGACACGUAGACCCACUCUGCAGACAGUCAGAGACAAGGGUUACAUCAAAGACCAGGUGUUUGGCUGCAGUCUGAGUGACCUCUGUCAGAGAGAGAACACGGCCGUGCCAAGCUUCGUCACGAUGUGCAUCGACCACGUGGAAAACAACGCUCUGAAUGUGGAUGGGCUGUACAGAGUGAGUGGGAACCUGGCUGUCAUCCAGAAACUACGCUUCGCUGUCAAUCAUGAUGAGAAGGUGAACCUGGAGGAAGGGAAGUGGGAGGACAUCCAUGUGAUUACAGGAGCGUUGAAGAUGUUCUUCAGAGAGCUGCCUGAACCCCUCUUCACUUAUGGAUUAUUCCAUGACUUUGUCAACUCCAUCAAGAUCCCAGACAACAAGCAGCGUGUCCAGUCCAUCAAGGAGCGGGUCAAACAGUUACCAAAACCCAAUCAGGACACUAUGCAGGUCCUCUUCAAACACCUCAGGAGGGUGAUUGACCACAGCGAGGAGAACCGUAUGACGACCCAGAGCGUGGCCAUAGUGUUCGGCCCCACCCUCCUCAGACCCGAGACAGAGACGUGGAACAUGGCGGUCCACAUGGUCUAUCAGAACCAGAUAGUAGAGCUCAUCCUGCUGGAGUACGAGGGCAUCUUUAGGUAGACAGCAAAGGGGUGACCUUUCCCCUGGGUACAGAUCUAGGAUCAGUUUCCCUUCCCACCCAAUCAUAACCUUAACCAUUAGUGGAGGAAAUGCUAAACUGACCCAAGAUCAGCGUCUAGGUGCAACUUCACCCUACACUGGUAGAGACGGGAGGUGAUGUUCACUAGGAACGACACGGAAGCUAACGGAAUGAAACGGAGAGGGACUUCGUGAACUUGUCCAAUAAGAAACAGUUGUUUUCGUUUUACGUUGUCAAAUACUUCGUAACGUUGUGCUGUAAUGUCUACAACCCAGGCCUCCUCUCUGAACACUAUCACCACCAUGACUAUGCAGAGCUCUAAACCCAACCCAGGCCUCCUCUCUGAACACUAUCACCACCAUGACUAUGCAGAGCUCUAAACCCAACCCAGGCCUCCUCUCUGAACACCAUCACCACCAUGACUAUGCAGAGCUCUAAACCCAACCCAGGCCUCCUCUCUGAACACUAUCACCACCAUGACUAUGCAGAGCUCUAAACCCAACCCAGGCCUCCUCUCUGAACACUAUCACCACCAUGACUAUGCAGAGCUCUAAACCCAACCCAGGCCUCCUCUCUGAACACCAUCACCACCAUGACUAUGCAGAGCUCUAAACCCAACCCAGGCCUCCUCUCUGAACACUAUCACCACCAUGACUAUGCAGAGCUCUAAACCCAACCCAGGCCUCCUCUCUGAACACCAUCACCACCAUGACUAUGCAGAGCUCUAAACCCAACCCAGGCCUCCUCUCUGAACACUAUCACCACCAUGACUAUGCAGAGCUCUAAACCCAACCCAGGCCUCCUCUCUGAACACUAUCACCACCAUGACUAUGCAGAGCUCUAAACCCAACCCAGGCCUCCUCUCUGAACACUAUCACCACCAUGACUAUGCAGAGCUCUAAACCCAACCCAGGCCUCCUCUCUGAACACUAUCACCACCAUGACUAUGCAGAGCUCUAAACCCAACCCAGGCCUCCUCUCUGAACACUAUCACCACCAUGACUAUGCAGAGCUCUAAACCCAACCCAGGCCUCCUCUCUGAACACUAUCACCACCAUGACUAUGCAGAGCUCUAAACCCAACCCAGGCCUCCUCUCUGAACACUAUCACCACCAUGACUAUGCAGAGCUCUAAACCCAACCCAGGCCUCCUCUCUGAACACUAUCACCACCAUGACUAUGCAGAGCUCUAAACCCAACCCAGGAGAGACUGGUCCAACUCACCUCCCUCUAACCCGAAGUCAUUCACGCCUCAGAAUCCAUCUCCCGCCAAACAAACCUGUAAAACAAGGGACUUAUUAUACACAACCAAUAAACCCUAGUUGAGACUCUUAGCAGCCAACAUGGAAGAUGCUUCCCUCUCCUGCUCCUCUCUCCAUGGCUGCUUUGUGGGACAUUCUGCAAAAGCCAACAUCCAAUCCUGACUGUCCAUUCACAGGAUUACUAUGACCAUCGUAAAUGAUCCCUCUCCUCUAAAGUACAGACUCUCUCUCCUCAGUGAAGCAGUCCGUUCUACACACUGGCUGUGUCUGACGUGGCUCACUACUCACUAUGAAGUGCACUACUUCUGGCCAAAGGUAGUGCACUAUGUAGGGAAUAAGGAGCCAUUUUGGCCAUACUUCAGCCAUCGUACCAAAACUAUUCUGCUUCUCUGGUUUUCAGAAGAAAUCUUCUCCAAUCAGUCAGAUUUCAACUUGAAAAUACAGUACUGGUCCUCUCUGACUGAUGGUGAAUAAGGCAACCAUUAAUAAAUGAACGUUCUGUUGAAUAAUAUGUACAGCUGAAGUGUGUUGUGUCAAAUGGCACCCUAUUCCCUUUGUAGUACACUACUUUUAACCAGAGCUCUGAUCAAAGGUAGUGCACUAUAAAGGGAAUGAACAGAGUAACAUUUUGGAUUGCACCUCUCUCUCUGUGUGUGUGUGUGUGUGUGUGUGUGUGUGUGUGUGUGUGUGUGUGUGUGUGUGUGUGUGUGUGUGUGUGUGUGUGUGUGUGUGGACGGGGGAUUGACUGACUGGAAAUAUGUUGUACAGAUGUUUGAUAGUAAUUAUGUCUUGACGGUGAACGUUAGAAACUAACGGGAAAACAAUCACUAGCGUAUUUAGAUUUGUUCCAUAACUGAUUGUGUCAAAAAAUAAAAAAUAAUAAUCAUUUAGGGUUGAAAAAUUCCGGUAACUUUCCUAAAAUUCCCAGAUUUCCCCCAAAUCACUGUUGGGAGGAUUCCCUGGAUAUUCUGCAUAUUCACUCCUGAUCCAGGGACUAUUCCAACCAGGAUUUCUGGAAAACCUGGGGAAUUUGGGGAAAGUUACUGUCAUUUUGCAACCCAAGAACUACUUACUAUAUGACCUGGGGUUGUGGAAGUUUACCUGAGUUGUGGGUAAAUGACACAUUCUGAAUGUAAUUAUUUUCCAAACUAACUGCUGUUCAUGACUUCUUUGUCUAAUUGGAAUAAAGGUCUCCAUUGAGAACCUGUAAAACUUG